AUGUCAUCGCCAGUUCGAGAAGGUGCCAAGCAAAUGGUGCGGCUGUUGGAGAGGAUGCCCGAUGAACGGAUCAAGCACCUUGUGUCCUUUAAGCAGACGCAGAUGGACAGGUUCAAACGAGUAGCAGGACUGCCGACGUCUAGUGGGGAAUCCGAUACGGGGACAGCGUCUGUGAAGAAGCCAACAGUGAAUGAGAUAAAGGAUAUACUAAACAGAACGAACGGCCCACUAGGGAUGAAGAAAGAUAUGCUGGAGAAAUUGCAAGCUGCAAUCCCGAGAGACCAGUUCACCGAUGAAAGCUUACGGGGGCAAGUACAGUCUAUGGAAAAUCUGCUUUCCAACAAGUACAAGAACUAUUACGAUGUUGGGGAUAAGCUGUACCAUCCAGCAGGUAACCCUGGCUACUACCAACGGAUCAUGAAUGAACUUUCGGGUCAAAAGAGGGAGAGUUUCUUCACCGCCAUGAGAACCGUGUUCUUCGGGAAGUAG
Molecule: messenger RNA, 489 nt
Organism: Huiozyma naganishii CBS 8797
Lineage: Eukaryota; Fungi; Ascomycota; Saccharomycetes; Saccharomycetales; Saccharomycetaceae
Gene: CBP6
Product: Cbp6p
Exons: 1
Coding region: 1-489 (162 amino acids)
Biological process (GO): mitochondrial respiratory chain complex III assembly
Cellular component (GO): Cbp3p-Cbp6 complex; mitochondrion
Molecular function (GO): ribosome binding
Source: RefSeq, a predicted model, not a curated record